AAUGCGCGCUAUUGGAUUAGCAAAUGAGUUCGCGCGCCGGCAGUCAGCACCGGACUUGUGAUGCAGCCGCACGGAAACCUCUCCGCCAGCUGUCUCUGGCAGCCGGGCGAGCUGGCGCGUCGCAUGUUGGGCGAGCGCCCCGCGCCCGUUCCGCCCACGCGGGACCUCUGGCCCAAGCCGGAGCAUCCCAUGAGCAUUAGUACCCUGCACGUCGCCUAUCUGCAAGACGAACCGCCGCCGAGACGUGCCUCCUCGCUCCAGGAACAACCUUACCUUCCAACCACGGUGGAAGAUGACUGCGAAUACAGGCCGCGCCUGUGCACCAUCGGUACGAAUACCGACCCGCCGCCAACAAUAUUCGAUAGACUCCGACAAAUCAUAAAAAAACAACACAUUGACCCGGUCGAAAGCUCGCCGCCCGGAAGACUUAGGAUAGUGGCGCGAGACGAAGCUUUAGAAAUAAAAGACGAGGAGAAUGCGGCUCAGAGAGCAUUGCGAGGAAUCAAGAAAGCGAUUUCUGGUGCAAAGUGCCGCAUCACUCCCGGAUCAGAGAGCGUGGAGAGUCCUAAAAUUGUGUUCGAUACGCCAAAACCUGGGGAUAGGAUGAUGACUACGUUUGGCGCUCGCCCGAGAAGACGGUGGUGCCGGGUUCCCUCGCGGUACGAGAUUGUGCGGCGGCUGCGGGAGCUGGGCGCCUGCUGCGCGCGAGCGCCGCGCCCCCCGCCGCGUCGCACUCCCCAGCCGCCUCUGCAGAUUACUCAGGUGUAGCUCGGGAAUCACACACGCUGCAAACAGACGCUAUAGUGUUACAGUUGGAACGCUAUUUAUUAUUUGUGUAGAAGCGAUGGCAGUAGCGCGUCGGCUAAUAAAUUCAUG
Papilio machaon (common yellow swallowtail) is the source of this 876-nucleotide messenger RNA. RefSeq lists its product as uncharacterized. The record is from RefSeq and is a predicted model, not a curated record. Bases 61 to 768 code for a protein of 235 amino acids. Lineage: Eukaryota; Metazoa; Arthropoda; Insecta; Lepidoptera; Papilionidae. The transcript has a single exon.